AUGCGUGGGUCUUUCGUUCUUUCUCUGUUUUCCCUGGCGCUGGGCGCUUCUGCUGUCAUUUCCAAGUCCAAGUUGACUACUUAUGUCGAUGUGCUGGCACUCGAUAAUACUUUCAACCCUGUCAAGGAGGCCUACUGGACUGGCUAUCCUCAUCAUCGCCGUACCCCCUUUGCGGUGUCACCGGAUGGCAAGUCAGCUUAUGUUGCCUAUCUCGACUCCAGUGAGACCGAUGUUCAUGUGCAGGAGUUGAACCCCAAGACGUUUAAGGCGACUGGAACGACGGUGACCGUCUCCGGCGGCAAGGAAGCUGGCGGCCUUGUGGCUCACAACGAUGGCUUUGCCAUCCUGGUCAACGAAGCGAUGCCGUCGGACACCACCAACGCACCCCCGAGCGACACCCCAGUCGCCGUACUGUACCGCUACACCUCUGGAAAGCAGACCUGGAAGACCUGGCUCGGUGGUCCGGGAGUCCACGACUCCGAGGGACGUGCUGCUUCCCCAGAUAUGAAUGGUGAUCUCGUCUACUCCGAGGACGCAGGCCUCUACGGCGCGUACUUCGUCGUCACCGAUUACUCCGGCGAUGCCUCGGGCCACUACGGCGAUAGCAUCGAGUAUGUCUCCGAGAACGGAACUCUGGUCACCAUUGAAGGCGCGUCCAGCUCGUGGGGGUGCAGCCACAACACGGGCAUUGCGUUCGAAGCCGCCGACGCCGCCCCCUUCACCAGUAUUUGUGCCGAAGACCAGGGCGCUAUUUGGCUCAACACCAAAACCCAGGGCAUGACCAAUGACGGCGUCAAGAUCUCGAACGAGAACACCACCAACGGUGCUUCCGGCGAGCCUAUGGGCGGUAUGUCGGGUAGUUACAGCGCACUGGCUCGCUUCGCCGAGACGAGCCGAUACAUCUUUGCGUGGGUGUCCCGCGGUGCGAUUGACGUGACCGAGAACACCUGGAUGGGCGAUGGAUACACAAAUGUACAGAAUCGGACCAACGGUCGCAACGUUGCCUUCUCCCUGUUCUCGGACAAGUACACCAAGGUCGGAGCCCAGGCGACUUCGAAGGUAGGUGCUGGGGAUGGAGAUAGCCAGGUUAACUGGGUGACUUCUGGAUCGAAUGACUGCUCGAAUGCCCACGCCGCGACUUUCGGUCCUGUCAAUGCGCUCGUCACCUGGGAGGAGAUCUCGGACCCCAUCUGUGAUUAUAUUGCGAUGGGAUGCCGUGGUCAAUUUGCUGGUACUUAUUUCCAGCAGAUUAACAAGAAGGGUGAGUUGGUUGGUGAUUCGUUCAAGAGUACUGAUGUCUAUGUUGCGGGUGACAUGGUAACUUUUGACGAGGGUCUUGCUGCGGCUCGUAUCUGUUGGCCGUAUGUUAGCAUGGACUGGGAUCUUUCGCAGGCUGUUGGUUAUGGUGGUUCUACGACCACCACCAAGAAGCUGAGCUUCGCUUGUCUGACCCGCUAG
Penicillium argentinense is the source of this 1458-nucleotide messenger RNA. RefSeq lists its product as uncharacterized. The transcript is spliced from 2 exons. Bases 1 to 1458 code for a protein of 485 amino acids. The record is from RefSeq and is a predicted model, not a curated record. NCBI's taxonomy places the organism in Eukaryota, Fungi, Ascomycota, Eurotiomycetes, Eurotiales, Aspergillaceae.